This is a messenger RNA of Temnothorax curvispinosus, 1715 nucleotides long. RefSeq lists its product as uncharacterized. Lineage: Eukaryota; Metazoa; Arthropoda; Insecta; Hymenoptera; Formicidae. The record is from RefSeq and is a predicted model, not a curated record. The transcript has 3 exons. The coding region runs from base 133 to 1305 and encodes 390 amino acids.
UGGGUCGUUUGGGACGAGUAACGGAGGAACGGAGCUCGUGAACACAGUGACCACUUGUUAGUCGAGGAACGCGCUGGGGGACAUACGUCGAACGAGUUUAGAAUCCACUGCGAUAUUAUUUUCCCUUUCGCUAUGGCCGACCCAGAUCCCGAUCCUCACACGAAGUCGCCCAAGCCCAAGUCGGUGAAGCCAGCGGGAGUCGCGGGGGAGUGCGUAUGCGAGCACUGCGACUUCAUAAGGCGAGUAUUGAUACCGGAGAUGGUCCACGAUCGUUAUUUCUGCGAGCCCGGAUCCAGGGAGUUCGUCGAGUUCGAUUCCGUCGACGUGGAGCACUUCGACCGGAAGAGUAAUCGCAAGAACAUGUUACACCGGGUGACGGCGCGCGUAAAGUUUUCCGGCGUGACACAUAGCUUUCCUCUUAUUAUCAAGCUGCCUGAACCGCACGUGAAUCUUCUGUCGUCCAGCCCGUUCCUGAACGAGGAGAUGUUUUACAGCAAGAUGACGCUCAACUACGGAACGGACGGUAUCCCGAAGUGUUACCUGUCCGACCUGGGUCGAUACGAUCGGCCUGUUAUCGUGUUGGAGGAUCUGGCCGCGCGCGGUUACACCCAAGUAGAUGAUAAAUUGGACGAGGAUCAUCUGAAAUUGUGCAUGAAAGCUUUGGCGACGAUUCACGGCAAGGGACUGAAGCUGAGGGCGUGUAGGUUUCCCGUUUUCAGGGAGUUCUAUGCUAAACUGUCUGUACCGGCGGACUGGUUGCACUUUCAUACAAGCACUCAGACAGGCAACGUCAGAUCACUUGAAGCACAGGAUAAUCCUGAAAGUUUGGACACUUCAUUAUAUUCCGCAUUGCCAGUCGAUGGAGACCUCUCCGAGAAAAUAAGAAAAAAGCGAGACGUAACGACCAAAUUGGAGCUCAACGAUUUUUGGACCAUCUGCCAUGGUAAUUUCACGCGGAAUAACUUGUUGUUCAGGUACGAGAAUGGGAAGCCGAGUGACGUAAAAGUGAUCGAUUGGAGCACAAUGAGGUAUUGUUCACCAUCGAUUGAUUUCGGUCACAUUCUCCUCCAAAAUCUGCCCGACGACCGCGACGAUAAUCUAUCGACGAUCGAGGCAUUUUGUCGGAAUAUUUUGCGGAUUUAUUUAGAUGCUGUGAAAGACGAGUAUCCGGAAGUGGAUCGUGAACUUUUGGAACGAGAAAUUAUCGCUAACGUGCCGUUUGCGUACGGCAUCAUUGAAAAUCGCGUGCUCAGAGAAGCAGGGAUGAUGUUGCAUACGCUCGACCUUUUAGGUAGCUUCGAUUAAAAUCACUCUCGUUGUUACAGUUUAUGCUUUACAGUUGAUGCUUUAUAGUUCUCGCGAUAUUCCAUAUAUUAAAUCUUAUCACAACUUUAUCGUGCAUACUCACGAUAGCAGGAUACACAGAAUAAAAUACAUUGGCACAUAUAGUAAAUGUUAUAGACGUUUAAGUUCAAAGGUCUAUUUUUAUCGUUGUACUUGUAUUUUAUAAAUAAUGUGACCAAUGUAAGAAAAUAGAUAUGUCACAGUACUCUAUGUAUAUAUCUAAAAUUUAUAGAGAAAUAAAUUUAAAGUUACAGAAUUACCCGUUUGAUACUCGCUUUUUUAUUUCGGCACUCAAAAUGACAGAUUUUUCGCGAUUUCCAGGAAAUACAAAUUAAUCGCUUCGUAAUAGCGUUAUUAGUAUAAUUAUAAUU